This is a messenger RNA of Tachyglossus aculeatus (Australian echidna), 986 nucleotides long. RefSeq names its product distal-less homeobox 6 (gene DLX6). The transcript is spliced from 3 exons. Bases 1 to 978 code for a protein of 325 amino acids. The record is from RefSeq and is a predicted model, not a curated record. Gene Ontology annotation, molecular function: RNA polymerase II cis-regulatory region sequence-specific DNA binding; DNA-binding transcription factor activity, RNA polymerase II-specific. Gene Ontology annotation, biological process: regulation of transcription by RNA polymerase II; embryo development; cell differentiation. Lineage: Eukaryota; Metazoa; Chordata; Mammalia; Monotremata; Tachyglossidae.
AUGAUGACGAUGACCACGAUGUCUGACGGCUUGGAAUCGCAGGACUCGUCGAAAUCCGCCUUCAUGGAGUUCGGGCAGCAGCAGCAGCAGCAGCCGGCGCAGCAUCAGUCGCAUCCUCCGCAGCAAUCCCCGGCGGCUCCUCAGCAGCAGCAGCAGCAGCAGCAGCAGCAGCAGCAACAACAACAGCAGCAGCAACCGGCUCAGCAGCCACAGCCGGGCCCGCAGCAGCACGGCUCCCCGGGCAUGGCAGAGACGCAUUACCCCCUCCACUGCUUGCAUUCGGCUGCAGCUGCGGCGGCUGCGGCUGCGGCGGCCGCAGCGGCGAGCUCCCACCACCAUCACCAUCAUCAUCAUCACCAGCAUCACCAACAUCACCACGGCCCGCCCUACGCCUCCACCGGGGCCAACUCCUACAGCCCGCGCUCCCUGGCCGCCGCCUACACCUACAUGGGACCCUCUCAGCACAGCCCCUACCUCCAGGGUUACAGCCACGGAGGAGGCGCCAAUGCCCAGGCCAGGGGAGAGGAUCCAGACCAGCAGAAGACCACGGUGAUCGAGAACGGGGAGAUCAGGUUUAACGGCAAAGGGAAAAAGAUCCGGAAGCCGCGGACCAUCUACUCGAGUUUGCAACUGCAGGCUCUGAACCACCGGUUUCAGCAGACGCAAUACCUGGCCCUCCCGGAGCGGGCUGAACUAGCCGCCUCCCUCGGCCUCACCCAGACCCAGGUGAAGAUCUGGUUCCAGAACAAACGGUCCAAGUUCAAGAAGCUCCUGAAGCAGGGCAGCAACCCCCACGAGGGCGACCCCCUCCCGGGCCCCGGGGGGCUGUCCCCCCGCUCCCCGGCCCUGCCACCCGUCUGGGACGUGCCCGCAUCCACCAAGGGCGUGGGGCUGCCGGCCAGCAGCUACAUGCCCGGCUAUUCCCACUGGUACUCUUCCCCGCACCAAGACACAAUGCAGAGAUCUCAGAUGAUGUGACGGAGCCA